GCUGCGUCCCCGGAAGUCCCGCGCAGAGGCUAGUGGGCCUUCGGCCCCGGCGGCUAUGGCCGUGGGUGCAGUGGCGGCAGUACUGGCCGCACUGGGUGGGGCCCUGUGGCUGGCAGCUCGGCGGUUCGUGGGGCCCAGCGUCCAGCGGCUGCACGGCGGCGGGGUCUCCGGCCUCAUGCACGGGAAGACCGUGCUGAUCACGGGGGCGAACAGCGGCCUGGGCCGCGCCACGGCCGCCGAGCUGUUGCGCUUGGGGGCGCGGGUGAUCAUGGGCUGCCGGGACCGCGCGCGCGCCGAGGAGGCGGCGGGUCAGCUCCGCCGCGAACUCCUCCAGGCCGGGGACCCCGGGCCAGGCCCCGACGCCGGCGGGGCGGGCGAGCUCAUCGUCAAGGAGUUGGACCUCGCCUCGCUGCGCUCGGUGCGCGCCUUCUGUCAGGAGAUGCUCCAGGAAGAGCCUAGACUAGACGUCUUGAUCAAUAACGCAGGCAUCUUUCAGUGCCCUUAUAUGAAGACCGAAGAUGGGUUUGAGAUGCAGUUUGGAGUGAACCAUCUGGGGCACUUCCUGCUCACCAAUCUUCUCCUUGGACUCCUCAAAAGUUCAGCUCCCAGCAGGAUUGUGGUAGUUUCUUCCAAACUGUAUAAAUAUGGAGACAUCAACUUUGAAGACUUGAACAGUGAACAAAGCUAUAAUAAAAGCUUUUGUUAUAGUCGGAGCAAACUGGCGAACAUUCUUUUUACCAGAGAACUAGCCCGCCGCUUGGAAGGCACAAACGUUACCGUCAAUGUGUUACACCCUGGUAUUGUGCGGACUAAUCUUGGGAGACACAUACACAUCCCACUGUUGGUGAAACCACUUUUCAAUUUGGUAUCAUGGGCUUUUUUCAAAACUCCAGCAGAAGGUGCCCAGACUUCAAUUUAUUUAGCAUCAUCACCUGAAGUAGAAGGCGUAUCAGGAAAGUACUUUGGGGAUUGUAAAGAAGAGGAACUAUUGCCCAAAGCUAUGGAUGAGUCUGUUGCAAGAAAACUCUGGGAUAUCAGUGAAGUCAUGGUUGGCAUAUUAAAAUAGAAACGGGGUGAAAGAGAGCUGUUUAUAAAACUACAUGUCAGUUAUAGCUGCGAUCAGGAAUGGUGUGGCUUGAGCACUUGCUACUUGAAAAAUUUUGGUUACAAUAGUACUGCUUAGAGGUACAUAUGGAUAUUUUCAAGUUAGUAAAAUCAUUUAUUGAAGAAGAUAAAAUUUUUGAAAAGAUGGUUUAAAUAUAUAUAAUCACAAUGAAUACUGAAAUAAGUAUAAUAAAUACAAUUAUUUUAAGAAUUAUAAUUGAACAAGCAUGGAUUACAAAUAUUAAAGAAUUCAGUGGCUUAAAGUAGACACCUUGAGAAGUUUUUCAAAUAUCUUUGAGUUUCAUGGCCAGUUUUAAAUAUUAUUGCAGUGCUGGGGUUUGUGUUGAAAUAAUAUGCCUGGUGCAUGUGCAGAAUUCUCACUUGGAAUAAAUUUACUGAUGCCAA
Molecule: messenger RNA, 1509 nt
Organism: Equus quagga
Lineage: Eukaryota; Metazoa; Chordata; Mammalia; Perissodactyla; Equidae
Gene: RDH14
Product: retinol dehydrogenase 14
Exons: 2
Coding region: 56-1066 (336 amino acids)
Source: RefSeq, a predicted model, not a curated record